This is a messenger RNA of Fundulus heteroclitus (mummichog), 549 nucleotides long. RefSeq names its product acidic proline-rich protein PRP25-like. Bases 1 to 549 code for a protein of 182 amino acids. NCBI's taxonomy places the organism in Eukaryota, Metazoa, Chordata, Actinopteri, Cyprinodontiformes, Fundulidae. The record is from RefSeq and is a predicted model, not a curated record. The transcript is spliced from 2 exons.
AUGUAUAGUAAAAUUGGGGUCAAGGACGUCACCAGACAGCAGGCUUCAGAAAUCCUCACCUCUCCCCAGCGAUGCCCCCACCCCCCAAGGUCCUACAUGUGUGGCAUUGUGAUGGAGCAGGCAAAUGGAGGUGUCUGGGGAUGGGUCCCAAGACCCUCCAGAGUGCCAGAGGCCCCAGGAAGGGCCAGACACCUGGGCACACACCGGCCCAAACUCCAGCGACAUACUCCACAGAACCCAAGCCCCCAAGGCAAUGCUAGGACACCCGCCCAAGGACGACACACCCUAGGAACCAAGAGCCCCGGACCCAACCCAGACCCACCCAAUGGCAGCCCAGCUGCCUGGCCAGUAACCCACGUCCACCAUCGCAGAACCCCCCAAGAGCAGUGCAAGCGGCUUUUGGAGACUGCCCUUGGGACACCCAAGCCCCGCCCAGGCGGGGGCCACAGUUCCCAGCAUCCGGACCCACCAGACACCCCACUUCAGGCACCCCCUGAAUCAGCCACCAUGCCCUACAGGACACAUCCCACAGCCCCCCACUCCCGCUAA